Plenodomus lingam JN3 is the source of this 699-nucleotide messenger RNA. NCBI's taxonomy places the organism in Eukaryota, Fungi, Ascomycota, Dothideomycetes, Pleosporales, Leptosphaeriaceae. The record is from RefSeq and is a predicted model, not a curated record.
AUGUGGGAGGAGAGGGGGAUGGGGGAGGCGCCGAAAGGUGGGAUCAUUUACGAUCAGACAACAACAACAACAACAACAACAGCAGCAGCAGCAGCGGCAGGAGCAAAAGCCCCAAAUUUGUCUCUAUGGCGCGUGUACAAUCAUGUACUACAUACACACGGCAUGGUAUACAUGUGGCACAGCACUCCAUGGCACCACACCCAGUUCCUAUAUGCACGACGCCAUGGUGGCCGAACGCGGUCAGUGCAACCGAUCUAUGCCGUCCCUCUAGACUCUAGACGCUGGAGCUCUCUUCCGUCCCGCUACCUAUAUCUCGCAGACCAGACGGUUCAGCCUCGGGGCCUUGCGAAGAAGAAGCCGCAGCAGCUCGCUCCUGCAUUGCAUCAUGGCAUAGCGGUGGGCGUGCACGUGCUACCCACCGGUAUCGCCAGCCUGUCGCCAUCUGCUUCGUUGCUCUUCGUCACGCUGCAUGCCAUAGCCAACGCCUGCAUCACGAGCUUCCGGCUUGGUGUGACCUUCACCAAGACCUUGGGAGUUACGCACAGUACAUAUGUCUUGUACAGUACUGGAGCUACGGCACGUAAACGCGAUGGCCCCUCCAUCCCGCUCGAGAACGGUGGUCCGGAGUGGGCAGUCAUCAUUGGCGUGGGCUCACCAGUACGAAGGCAAAAGGCCCUUCUCCGCCAUCCGCCCAAAUGA